AGGAGAGUCCAAGCAGGGCACAACAGACAGGAAGCUGUUCACCUGGAACAGAGACGCCGUUCUUCACCGGACCGCGGAGGAAAAGCACGGGUCUCAGCAGCCAUGAGGAUGUGCUGUUGGACCUGUGACUCGAAAUGCACAGAUGGGCAUGAAUGUGAGACGUGAACAUAUCACAGGAAGGAGCAUCGCCCUGACAGAACGAUAGAAGUCACACUGAUGUGUAAUGGCAUGAACUUACAACAGCAGGAAGUUACAGCCUCAAAUCAAGGAACUUCACAAACAGCCAGUAAAUGAGCUGAAUAAAGUAGACGUUUGUUGUUUGCUGGUUGAGGAGCGGGUUCUCGUAUCGGCAUUCUGCCCAACCCCUCAUAUCUGCGCUGUGAUCUUAGAAGGUGUUUUUGCUGAAAUUCUUCCUUCAUUUUUUGUUUGCCGCAGAGCCUGUCAGAGGGUGUGUGUCUGCAGUAAUUGUUUUAUUACACACCUUAAAUAUUUGCUUGGUUCUAAUUCUUGUCUCAGUGUUUUUACGCUUCAGGUUGUCGAAAGCCUAAAGGAGCUGAUUGGUUGUUGGGGUUUCUGGUUUCUCUCUAAAGGAAGAAUUACCACAUUGUCUUGUUGUAACUAAACCCAGUUACACAAGUUGUCGUCCUGGUUGGUUUCAGUAUUUACGUUUGCUUUUGCAUAUUUAGAAUGAGAAGAGUGAGUUUGUGAUGAGUUUGAAAAACAUCACACUGUAAUGAAACAACACAACGGUUUUAGCUACAUUCUUAGAGAUUGUGUACUUGAUCUGCUGUAGUAUCAUGGACCAGUCACAGCUUGACAGCACAUGUCCUGAAGGGGCGUUACACUCCGCUGAGCCGUUAAACUAGUUAAACACAGUGACACAGGUGAGAACAAAAGUGUUGUGCAAAAGAUCACAUUAGAGGAUUGUUAUGACUGUGAUAGAAUGAUCCCUGGUUAAAACGCUGCGUCUGCCCUUUCAGUCUAAUCAGCGGUUGGUGGAUUCUGGUUCGCUGCGUGUUGAUCAGUCAGCCACUGCUUCACGUGUGGUUGACGGCUUGCUUCUCACUGCUUAUCUGACCAACCCUCUGUCUCUUCCUGUUCCUGCACUGGGGACGCUGCAGGAACACAUAACAAACGACAUUUGAUUUGAAGGAAGCCGAUCAGAGGCCUCCUGUCUGACGACUCACUACAAUGUUACGCCUGCUGUUUCAUCGAAAUACCAAUCAACGAAGCUGAAGACCUCAAACAUCAGUUACUCGGCCUUGUAGAUUUGCAGUCAUGCUGACAACAACCACUGGCUGCCAGGCAGCGCCACCACCCUGGAGCGGCUUCACUUUGUUUCACAUCUGACCAGUUCAGCUCAGAACCAUUAGAGCCGCGACCGCCAAUUACAUUUGAGGUUGUUUAUGUGGGUGUGCACCUAUAGAUUAAAGUGGGGUCCACCUGCUUUAGAUAAGGCUGAUUCGUAGUGAACAGGCAUAUAUUUAACCCUUGUUGCAUCUUUUGUUUCACCACUUUUCUCUAUUUGCUGUGUUUUUCGUCUUUUUGCUGUGUUUUUCGUCUAUUUGCUGUGUUUUUCGUCUAUUUUCUGCGUUUUUCGUCUCUUUACUGUGUUUUUUGUAUAUUUUCUGCGUUUUUCGUCUUUUGCUGUGUUUUUUGUAUAUUUUCUGUGUUUUUCGUCUCUUUGCUGUGUUUUUUGUCUAUUUUCUGCGUUUUUCGUCUCUUUACUGUGUUUUUCGCCGCUUUGCUGUGUUUUUCGUCCCUUUGUGCCGGUUGCCUGCAGAGACGUUGCUGCUGUAUUUCAUCCUGUGUAGAAUCGGUGCUCGGACUCGCUCCCCGGCCAAACAUCCCGCGUGGAGCACACUCAAACACUGUGCCGUGCACGCUUGUGUCCGUCUUCUCUUCAGGUUGUGCGUGCAGCCUCCAGGGGGCUCCGCUCCGGUGGGGUCGCGUGCGUCCGGUCCUGACUGCAGGUUUGCAGACCUCGUGCGCGGCUGGAUGUACUUCAGAGUGCAGCGGAGCUGCCUGGAUGAUGAUGCGGAGGCGACAGCCUCGUCCCCCGCGUCCGUCCUGCGUGGGGGCGCCCCCCUCGACCACCUCAUGAGCAGCAGAACGGGGAGGAGCUCUCCUCUCGCGCGGCUCCUCCUCCCAGAGCCCUGCGUUGCCUUCACUUGCACCCACAUACGCUCGCCUCCGCCGCCUGCCUCUCGCUGCUCGGUCGAUAUGAGGAGGAGGACGAUGGUAAAAAAAGCAGUGACAAACUAGAGAGGAGACGCGGGGGACCGCGUUUUCUUCCGCGCGGAAAAAGGCGUCACGCGGGAUACGGAGCGAAGGACGGGGAGAAAGAGGAGCCGCAUCACGGCGAGAGAGAGAGAGAGGGAGAGAGAUAGAAAACACGGUGGGAGGCGGCGACAGCGGCUCGUAAACACGACAGAAAACGGCGAAUAGGACGGCGGACAGCGGCGAUCGCCCCCCACCGCCGGCCCGCGCCCCCCUCAUCUCCGCAUCUCCAUCCGCUCCCGCACCGCGCGGCGCCGCUCAUCCCCUCGCGCUCCAAGGACGCCCGCUGUUUACUCAGUGCGACCAGCCGCUCUCACAAUAAACACCCGAGGCUGGACGAGAGGCUGAGCCGCCGCCGCGACCGACGGGCUCCAGCUCGGGACGGACGUCGGCGGAUAAAAGGCGGAGGAGGAGGGGGAGAAACGGCGAGAGGACGGUGGAGUAACGGGGCUGAAGCGGAGACGGGGACGAUACGGCUUCUCCAAUGCGAUGGCGUAGCGCCUUCUGCAGCACAUCCACGCGACUAGACGCAGACCAGCAGGGUUCCCAUCCACCAUGAGCCUCUGAAAGACAUCACACACGGCACAGAUGGGAUGAAAAUGCGACGGCACAGGGUGUUCUUGCUGUGCACGGUGGGCCUGUGCGUCAUCUCCUUCCUCCACUACUACAAGACCCUGCACUAUGUGUCGCUGCUGCGCGAGCUCUCUGCUCCGUACCCCAACAUCAAGUCCUUCAUCAUGGUGUCUGGCUUCUUCUGGAGGGAGAAGGGAUUGGCUGCCACCCCACUCAGCCCCGCCUCCCCGGAAGGGGCCCCGCCCCUGCCGGAUGCGCGCCAGUUCGACGCCCUGGGAGACCUGGGGAUUAAGGGUGUCUUCAUCGCUGGAAAGGCUGGCAGAGCAGACGUAGAGAGGCCGCGGGAGGAGCCGGCGCCUCCUCACCCUUGGGAGAAACCAAAGGAGCAUGAGCGGGAAGACACUCUGGACGAGGAGAAAGAGAGAAGCCGGUUGAAGGUGCACAACCCCAGCGACCAAAGGGCUGCACUGGGUGGAAAAGCCUCCGAGAACAAUCAGCUUCCAGACAUAGAAGCCAUGGGAAACCUGCACAUGCGCAGCCACCAGCUACAAGACGACAAAACCUCGUACUUUGUGCACUACCGAAAUGGAGCGUUCUGCUUCAGGCAGGGCGUGGAGGUGGCCACGCCCAAGGAGUACUCUGGGAAGGCGGGGGCCGCGUUGGCCAAUGAGCUGGAGAAAGGUCCCAGAGCUGCGGGGCAGCGCAAACCCCUGGAGGUGCAGCAGCAGCCGUCCCUCUCGCCCAGGUCCAAGGCUGCCAAGGGCAGCAGGAAGCGCGUGGUGAACUGCGCGUGCCGGGCCGGGUGGCACGGACCCUACUGCGGCGUGCCCACCAUGGUGUACCACUCCAACCUGCCCACCAAGGAGCGCCUGAAGCCCCGCGACACCCCGCGGAGAGUCAUCAACGCCAUCAACGUUAACCACGAGUUCGACCUGCUGCACGUCCGCUUUAACGAGCUCGCCGAGGCCGUCGAUCUGUUCCUCGUGUGUGAAUCCAACUUCACUGCCUACGGGGAGAGGCGAUCUUUGAAUUUCCUGCAGCUCCUCCUCAAUGGAACCUACAACUACGUGCGUCAUAAGAUCAUGUACGUGUUCCUGGACCACUUCCCAGAGGGCGGGCGUCAGGACGGCUGGAUCGCCGACGACUACUUGCGCACCUUCCUGACGCACAACGGCAUGUCCAGGGUGCGCGGCGCCAGGUCGGACGACGUCUUCGUCAUCAACGACGCCGAUGAAAUCCCGGCCCGCGAGGGGCUUCUGUUCCUCAAGCUGUUUGACGGCUGGACGGAGCCCUUUGCUAUACACAUGCGGAAGUCACUGUACGGCUUCUUCUGGAAGCAGCUCGGGUCCCUGGAGGUGAUUUCAGGCUGCACGGUGGGGAUGCUCCAAUCCGUCUACGACGGCGACGGCAUCAAGCUGCGGCGGCGUGAAUACUACACCAUGCCCGGCUUCCGCAAGUACGAGAACGACACGGGCCACAUCCUGGUGCAGUGGUCGGUGGGAAGCCCCGUCCACUUCGCCGGCUGGCACUGCUCCUGGUGCUUCAAGCCGGAGGGGAUCCACUUUAAGCUGGUGUCGGCGCAGAACGGAGACUUUCCCCGCUGGGGCGACUACAGGGAGAAGCGCGACCUCUCGUACAUUCGCAAACUGAUCCAGUCGGGGGGCUGGUUCGACGGCUCCUUUCAGGAGUAUCCGCCCGUAGACCCCAAAGAGCACAUGUACGCCCCCAGGUACAUGCUGGAGCACUACGACAGGUUUCGCUACCUCCUGGAGAACCCUUACAACAUCACGUCCUAAACCCGUCAAAGGGGGUAGUGCUGAGUAACUACGUCUCUCAUUGGAGUGAUACAAAACUCUCUCCUCAAGGCAGCACUAAUGUUCCAGGGAUUUAAAUUGUCUUUAAAAAGAAAUCCUUAUUGAGGUCAUAAAAGGGAAGACUACAGACCGUCCUACGAGGAUUUGUGGACAUGGCGUUGCAACCACUGGAUUAAAAACACCACCCUUUCUCAUCCCUCCCUUUUUGAGGGGGGCCGAGCUGUUCUUCAUUUCCUCCCUCCUGUCUGCGACGCCACCCGACGCACCUGCUGUCUGAGAACCCAGCCGUUUCAGCACAGAAGCCAGGAAUCUGCGGGCGUGAAACGUGUGGAGAGCAGAAACUGGGAAGUGGACUCCAUUGUUCGUUCACUUUGUGUUUACUAAAGUUUACAGACCGUCCGGCUUCACUCUCUCCCUCCUGAUGUCUUCCUGUUGAAUUGGGAACCUCCUUCCAGAAGCACGCACGUGUGUUGGGUUUCAGUACUCGGGUUAUGAUUUCUGUUCAAAGCCCACCGUUCAUGCCACCAAAUGAACCGGAUUAACUUAUUGCAGGUGCUUCACCUCAUGCAUCCAGUCACAUGUAUCACAUGCACCUUAGUUCGUUCUGCGUGCUGUAUUUGUAAAAUGUGCGUGGGGUUCGUCUUUGUAUCAUUUUGUGAGGUUUUGGCUUGUUGUACGUGAGGCUCGGUUCCCCUGAGCCGGAGCCGGAGCGAGUGAGCACCUCCCACCUCUGAGGGUCCGAGGCUCCGAGGGUCCGAGGGUCCGAGGGUCCGAGGGUCCGAGGCCCCGAGGCUCCGAGGCGCCGAGGGUCAGAGGCUCAGAGGCUCCGAGGGUCCGAGGCUCCGAGGGUCCGAGGCUCCGAGGGUCCGGCUCACUCGCUGCCGCUCGGCCCGUGCGACAAGCGAAGAUCACUUGUCAGUUCCGUCUCUGUCUGCAGCUGGGGGACUAGAGGACUUUGUUUCCUUGGAAACUAGUGACUGAGUUGAUGUUAUUAGGAUGAGUGGGUGGGUUCACAUGAGGCAGGCAGCUGCAGCGUUCAGAUGAGGUCAGCGCUGACUGCAGUGUAGGUCUCCUCUGUUAAAUAUUCUUCUGCUCCUCAGCUGUCAGUCGCCCACACUGAGAACCACUCGGAGCCCUUUCCGUCUUCCUCCUCCUCUUUUUAUGCCACCAAGCGUCUUUUUGUUGUCUUUAUGCUUUGUGUUUCCUUGUAUUCCUCAUGCAGCAGACAUAUGUUUCCCUCUCUUCAAGUUAUUUUCCAGAAAUGCCUCCUAACUUUUCACACCGACGCUCGUGCAUUGAGUCUUCACUCUGUUUUGAACGUGUGUCUGCUUCCUCCUAAUCCUCUCAGCCUCAUUACUCUCUUCCCCGUUUCCACGAGGACAGACGGGGCGUUACCAUGGCGAUACCUUCCCCCUGCCCACAGAUCCUUAUCAUCCCGUGCUUAUUGCUUUCUCCCUGUGGUAGCCGGCUUUUGAUGUGGCCAGACGCCUGAAUAACCCAGACGAGCUGGCGAUGGCGCCGUCGCUCUGAGGCCGCGGGUGCGUCGGGCCGCGUCAAGGCCAGAAGAAUCACAGCGCCACGACGUCAGCGUCUUUCACAGCAGAAGACAACGACGCAGAUCAAAGGCACUGAAUGCACUGAGCUUUCUUUUAAUUGCAUCCACCAUCUGUAGACGUAGGCGCUUUAAGGUCAUCAGCUCCUCAAGAAAACCUGAGAGAAUCCUUUCCAAACCUGAGCGCACGGCUGCACAGGACUGAAAAUGAGUUCAGGCUCAAGGCGAAGUUUAAUGUUUGCAGAAUGUUAGAAAUGCUCUUUUGUCUGAGGGUUGAAUCAGCAGUGACACACAGAUUUUGUGUAACUGGACUGAAUGCUCCUGGUUCCAUCAGCGCAGCUCGGCGCCACUGUGAGCGUGUAGUGGGAGCAGUCGAUGGGCCGACGGGGCCCUGACAGAUGUGUGGGUUCACGCGGCUGCCGCCUCAGAGGCAGCAGCUCCGCGGCAGCAGCUGUUGAGGAUUUGGUGUCGGUGUCGGGAGCCAAACUCCCGUCCAAACCCAGAGGGCUGCGGAGAAACGAGCUUUAAAUAGGAUUUGACGUGAGGCGGCCGAGCAGAUGACAAUGCUGGAUUAGUCCUUUUGUCAUUUCUGCCUUUGGAAAAACAAACUGAUGGAUAAUGAGUUAACACAGUUCCUCAGCAAAGCGCCAUCUAAGAAGCCCGACUGCAGGGUGCUGGUUCAGUCCGUGUGGGAUUGUGUGUGUUUGUGCCAGGAGGAGUCAAACCCGGGUUCACGUGCAGCUCUCAGGCUGGAGGCAGCGCUGCAUCGCUGGCAUAUCAGACCUGUGCACCUCCACCCCAGCUGUGUGUCAGUGACUCACGCCAGAUAAUGGGGAGCGCGGGCCACGGUUACCUCACUCAGCCUGUUGCCCCGUUAUUGCUAUGGCAACCGUCCUCCUGAUGAAUUCUUGAGAUCCCCAAGAGCCUGAAGUCAUUAAAGAGCAGAGCAGCAGAUAUGAAACGAUGUGGCCAAAUGAAGCAGGGCUUGGAGUGGACGGGAGCUCCUCAGCUGAUCUUAGUCUACAGCCAGUAGAACUUAAACAAGGCCAUAAACCGUCCAACCUGACGAUGACACACUUUUUUAUUGCAUUUUAUCCACCUUGUCUUUUACCACAGUGACCGACCCUUUACCAAAGACUGAAUCAUCUGGCUGUGAAACACUAAAACAUAAAUGAGACGGAGCGGAGCUUUUAAAUUGUGUUGCUAGGAAACGACUUUUACCUCCUCUCAGUUAUGAAAAUUACACCAUUCAUCCAUUUAGCUUGUGUAUUGUAAGAUUAUUACAGAGGUCACUGAUGAACCUAUCAUUAGGAAAGGUUUCUAAUAUGUGACGGCCUCCAGCGAUGCGUCCGUGCUAACCAGCCACCAACACAUUAGUAGUGUUUCCUGCACACAUGCCCCCCCCCCCUCCCCAUCCUGUGUUCGAGUGGCCACAGGGCUCACUCCUUCCUGGCUGCGGCCUCCUGGCGGCUCGGUGAUCUGUUCCAAGAAACGCUAGCAGCCGGAAGUCGGGAGCGGUGGGUGAGGGGGGCGAUCGAGUGAAGUGGGUGCUUUAUUACACGUCUUUUGUUCUGGCAGCUCACGUGGGUCUGAACCCUACAGAACAUCCAAAUGCAUGACUCUGCUUCCUUCAUGGUUCUGACUCGUCCGGUUACGUGUUCUCAGGUUUCCACAUAAAUAACAGCCGUCUUUGAUGGGAAGCUGGAUUCUGCUGAGCGUCUCCACUGGGCUGAGCUCUCUGCCAGACCACAGCAACAGGAAGUGGCUGUUGUCAUCGUCGGGCUGUAAACAUGUUGUUGUUGUGAUCGUCUUGUAAGUGACAGAAGUCAUUUUGAGGGAAGGCGACAGCUACGGAGGUGCGCUCUGUUUCUGACCACAGCCAUGGCCCCGGGUGCGAAUCUCUAACCCUCUCACAUCCUCAGCUUCUAGGACGGUUGGUUCACUCCAAUUACAACACAGAUACUCUGGGACGCCUUUCAAAGCUUUUGUUUUGCUCUUUGGGGAAACGGCCUGUGUCUGGGAAUUCAGCCUCAGGGAUGUGACUGCACACGGACGCAGCAGACGCGCUGCUACGACGCCCCGUCCUCACGGCGUGAGCCGCGUGCGGUUCUGUUCAAGGACAGGCUGUUGCUUGAGGUCGACUGUGGGACGAGUGGGUCCAGGCGUCCGUAUGCUGCGACCGCGCUUCAAAAAGAGGGUCAGACAGAUGGAGGCGGUGACGCCGGCGGGCUGCAGAUCAGAUGACAUCACACGGUGACAUCACGCUGCUGAUCGAGUCUGAGAGAAAGACCUGCGCUGCUCCAUCAAAGGCUAAUGCUUUUAUUACUAAUGUACCACAGUCAAACAUGCGUCCACUUACUGAAGCCCGUACUUACAAAAUGCUCUGAGACGAUAAGUCCAGUAAAACACUGAGCCCCACGAGUGACAGGAAGUCAGCAGGCUGGUCUGGGAUCAGAUGGGAACAUAAAGCGUGGACGUCCACAGGCUCCAGGCCGAGUGUGAAGUCGCUGCUCGCUGACCUGAGGCUGAGGCUGAGGGGGGGGUCUCCAGAGGGGCUUGAGUUCCCUGCAAUCAGAAACAGACGGAGACGGAAAAGAGGGAGCGGCUGAUUCUUUGUUUUCUUUCGUUUGGUUUUGUUUUGCACUUAUGGUUUUUACGUGAAGUCAAUCAGUUGUUUUUCUUGUUUUGGGUGGAAGUCUGAGCAGCAGCGAGAGGACGGCCCGCGUUUAGCCUUGUUUUUGUCCAAUGUCGCCCACUUGGCAGCUUAAUAUUUAAUGUCUUUUUAAUGCAGUGUGUGUGCGUUUGUGCGUGCGUGUGUGCGUGUGUUUGUGCGUGCGUGCAUUUGUGCGUGCGUGCAUUUGUGCGUGCGUGCAUUUGUGCGUGCGUGCGUGCAUUUGUGCGUGCGUGCGUGCGUGCAUUUGUGCGUGCGUGCGUGCAUUUGUGCGUGCGUGCAUUUGUGCGUGCGUGCAUUUGUGCGUUCGAUUCAAACUUUCUACGUUGCGUCGGCGCGUUCCGCUUCAGAAGCCGAUUCUGUGAGGACUCUCCCUGAAGCUCCGCCCGUCUGACGGUUGGGACCUGUGGGAGUGGGCGCCUCACCACUACGUCCUCUAAGUCCUGUCUCAGCCUACUGCCAGGACACACGUCCGCCUCACAGCUCUGACCUCCUUUGUGCUGUACGGACUCGGUGGCAGCGUCUGCUUCGCUGUCUGUGGCCGUUUCCUCCUGCUCUUCACAGCAUUGACCGUCUUUAUUUAUUAUUUGCCUUUUGCCGGGUCCGAGGACACAGUGCGGCCUCUGUUCCUCGCCCCGUGCUGUGUUGCUCUCACAGUCACACUACUGUAGCCGCUCUGUUAUGUGAUCUCGCUGAAGGCCUGCCAUUGUGUGGGUGAAAGCUGUCACUGGGGUUUGGGCUGGAACCCCGACCCAGAGGAACCCAGGCAGCAGGAGCCGCUGCUGCCCUCCAGCUUUGUUGCAUGAUUCGCUUCUGACACGACAGCGUUGUGGUUCAGGCUUUUGGUUUUCAGCCCUGCUUUGUUUUAGACAAAGAUGUGAAACGUUAAAAAUAGACGAAUAGGAAAAGCUCUUCAUUCGAGUCGCGUGCUGAAACGCUUCUGCCUGUGCGAGGAUGACCUGCACCUUAAAGAGGGACGGUUUUCACUUCUACAUCAAUAAACAUGCGCCGGAGGAAGAGACCGAACUGUUAGCUGGUCGCACAGUGUGUGUCCUAAACAGGGUUGUGUUUGUUUAUGUUUACUAACGGCAGGUUUUUAUUUUUUUAUUGUUACAGUCACUGGUGUUUGUUGAGACAGAACCCUGAGUCGAAGCCAAAGCUGCACUGACACCGGUCGAAACAGGUCAAACAUGGAUUUAGUAGCGUUAUAGCAACAAAGCACCACUGAAUGUGCAGCCUUGUUUGCAGCAGCGGCGCCACCUGCACUGAGUGGCCACUAGGAGGCGUCGUGCUUGUCCUCGCGCGUCUUCAGUGCAUCCAAACUCAAAACAAGGUAAAACGACUCGGACGGAGCUUGUUGCUCCCAGUGCAGCUUUGGCGGCUGACGGGCACUGAUCGGUCGGCGCUGCCACCCGGCCUCACGUCCCCAGGGCACGGAGCUGUCUGCAGCCAAUUAACCAGUUGGGCCGGUUGCCAGAUCUGUAUCCAUCUAAUUCCCUCCACCCACAACCCCACUGGGUUGCCAGAUUUAGCACUACACUCUUUAUGCACAUUGUUGUGUUUUUAAAAGAAAAUAUAAUGAGCUUUACAGAAAGGGGAACAAUGGAAAUAGGAGCUCAUUGGGCUGGUGUUUAUUUACUGAACAAAACCCUGGUGACUGAGGGCGAGUUGUAGCACUACACACUUUUUGUUUGUUUGUAAAAUAAGAAUGAGAAGUGAGAAACGCAGGCUGUGUCCCUCACAUCUAUGUUUGUCAGCAGAUAUGCAAGCAAUGACCUUUUAUUUUUGACACAGCGCCUUCGCGUGAGCCCAUAAACAGGCCCUUCCCCCGUCCCCACGCACUGAUAAUGAUUGUAUAUGGAUCCAUAGUUUUAUUUUUUAUAUCAUUGUUGAGGUUUCAGUUUAUUUUCGGUUGGGUUUUUUUUUGUUGAUCAUGUUUAAAUAUGUUUUUAUGGGUGUCUAAUCAAGUGCAGGAGAUUGUGUUUUCUUUGUGUUUUGUGUGUGUGUGUGUGUGUGUGUGUGUGUGUGGAGAUAGAGAUUGGGCGUGUUGAUCAGCUCCCAAUGCCUCUCGUGUUCUUCAUGGUGCCAGUGUGUCCACGUGUUCCACUUGCCUCUUGUCUCCACAUCCUUUCAUCCAAAUGAGAGUGAGGACGAGAGAACGGGACGUGAAGGAGGAAAUUUUUCCCCCAGAGGGAAAAUAAAACAGGAAAAUAUAACCAGGAAAGGUAUAAAAGUCAAGGGUAUUUUUCUCCUCUGCGGGGGGCACAAGGAGACUGUAAAUUUCUAAGUUAAUUGAAAAUGAUGACUCAAACAAUCUCAUUUGUUCUCUAUAUGAAUGGCUGUAUGUUAACCAUGAACAAAAGUAAUGAGUUCUAUGACAAAGACAUAUAAUAAAUUAAUUUUAAAAUUUCAA
Betta splendens (Siamese fighting fish) is the source of this 11303-nucleotide messenger RNA. RefSeq names its product beta-1,4-mannosyl-glycoprotein 4-beta-N-acetylglucosaminyltransferase b (gene mgat3b). Gene Ontology annotation, cellular component: membrane. Gene Ontology annotation, biological process: N-acetylglucosamine metabolic process; protein N-linked glycosylation. The record is from RefSeq and is a predicted model, not a curated record. Lineage: Eukaryota; Metazoa; Chordata; Actinopteri; Anabantiformes; Osphronemidae. The coding region runs from base 2874 to 4649 and encodes 591 amino acids. Gene Ontology annotation, molecular function: beta-1,4-mannosylglycoprotein 4-beta-N-acetylglucosaminyltransferase activity. The transcript has 6 exons.